Molecule: messenger RNA, 1737 nt
Organism: Chondrus crispus (carragheen)
Lineage: Eukaryota; Rhodophyta; Florideophyceae; Gigartinales; Gigartinaceae
Product: WD repeat-containing protein 26 isoform, putative
Exons: 1
Coding region: 1-1737 (578 amino acids)
Molecular function (GO): protein binding
Source: RefSeq, a predicted model, not a curated record
AUGUCGCAGUCCAGUGCAAUGAAUGGAAACGAUGUCAACACGACGGGCAAUGGUAUGCACCCAAACGGCGACAAGAAUGGAAACGUCAUGGAUGAUGCCAACUCUUCUGACUCCCUAAAUGAUCAUGACUGCACUGAGCGUGGUCUGGAUCGAAAUCAGCUCGUGAGAAUCAUUGUCCAAGCCAUUGAUAGCUUAGGAUAUUCUGAUUCUGCUAGAACCCUUGAAAAAGAAGCCAGCGUAGAAGCCAUGUCAUUGCAGAUGAGGAGACUACGAGACUGUGUUCUUUUGGGAAGAUGGGAUCAGCUCGAGCACGUUCUCAGCGAAGUGACAGUUUUCAAAUCAGAGAGCGAUGCAAGAGCUGCCAGGUUCGUGCUCUACGAACAAAAGUUUCUUGAACUUCUGGAAGCUGGGCAAACAGCUCAGGCACUAGAAUGCCUCAGAAACGACCUCACCCGCUUGAGUCGAGAUCCCAAGUUGCUUCACAAGCUUCCAUUACUCUGUAUGUGCACCACACCCGACGAAGUCAGGAAGCAUGCACGGUGGCCGGGUGCAGGUUCGGAAUCUAGGGCAUUAGUUUUACAAAAGCUGCAGAGCUAUGUUCCAGCCAGCGAGUUACUGCAAGAGAACCGCCUUGAGAAUAUGCUUUGUCAGGCAAUUUUGUAUCAAAAGCAAAUCGCAAUGUUUCCUUAUACAAAGCAACGAGAAGCAAGCCUCUUGGAGGAUAUGGUUCACUGCGAGGACCUUUUGCCUCGAAAGAUUCUGCAUAAAUUGGAGGGCCAUUCUGAUGAGGUGUGGUUCGUCCAGUUUUCUCAUGACGGCGAAUAUCUUUCAUCAGCAUCGAAAGAUGGGUCUGCAAUCAUUUGGAAGAGUCGGGCGUUGCUUGCAGGAGAGUGUGAGACCAGCAACGCUAUGUUACACAAGCUUGAAGGUCAUUCACGAACAAUCUGUUUUUUAAGUUGGUCUCCAACUGACAAAUAUCUUCUAAGUUGUGGGGAGGACCAUACGCUGCGCUUGUGGGACGUCAAGUCUGGUAGGUGUAUUCGUGUUUUUGACCGGCAUACCGGGCAAAUAACAGCUUGCGCGUGGAUGCCUCAUGGUCGAUCUUUUGUGUCAGGGGCCCAUGACUCAACUAUUUAUGAAUGGAGCGUGGAUUCAGGAGAAUGCAUCGCUUCCUAUGCGGCCACGACACGCGUGAAUGACGUUUCAAUAUCCAAAGAUGGAAAACUUCUAAUCGCCACAUGUUCUGACAACGGCAUCCAAAUCUUCGAUACAACGGCAAGAACUCAAAUAGCUUCCAUGAAAGAGAAAGUUAGUAUAACCUCAAUCUUUUUGUCAAGUGACUCUGAGUCACUACUCGUGAACACGAACUCUAGCGAGGAUCCAAAGAUGCAAGAACCCGAAAUACAUAUCUGGAGCAUGCGUGACAUGGAAAUUCGACAAAAGUUCAAGGGUUUCAAACAAACGAAAUUUGUUAUACGAGGAUGUUUUGGAGGACAUGAACAAAUGUUGGUACUCUGCGGAUCCGAGGACCACAUGGUUUACAUCUGGGAGAGAAAGAGCGGGGAGCUGAUAGCUAAAUUGGAAGGGCACCAGGGCACUGUCAACACUGUUGCCUGUAGCGAAGCAGACGGGAACCUCAUCGCAUCUGGUUCCGACGACAAAACUGUAAUUGUAGGUUCAAAUCGGUGCAUGGCUGCUUUUUUCAUCCACUCGGCGUCGUGUUCUGUUUGUGUCUAA